CCGAGUGCGGCAGUGGAGGCUAGAGCGCAGGCGGGCUCAGCCCAGGCGCCGGCCGGCCGGCCCCGCCCCCGGGGGCCUGGCGCCCGCCCCUCGCUUGGGCCCCGCCUUCCCCCACGUGUCUGCUGCCGGGGGAGGCGCCUGAGCCGGAGCGGGCCGCCUGCGGUCCGGCCCGGUUGGCGCAGAGGGUGUAGUUGGCGGCGCCCGGGAACGAGUCGCUUCCCGAUGUUCCCGCCCCGGCUGCCGCGGGCCGCGCUGUGCGCUUAGUGCCCGGCUCCGGCCCCCUGAGGCGUCCGGGGGGCGGUGAGAGCGGCCUCGGCCCCGCGGAGACGAAGCAGCUGGAGGGCGAGGCGGCGGCCGCCGGGAGGAGGAUGGGGGCUAACCAGUUAGUGGUGCUCAACGUGUACGACAUGUAUUGGAUGAACGAAUACACCUCAUCCAUCGGAAUUGGAGUUUUUCAUUCAGGAAUUGAAGUAUAUGGCAGAGAAUUUGCUUAUGGUGGCCAUCCUUACCCCUUUUCUGGAAUAUUUGAAAUUUCCCCAGGAAAUGCUUCUGAACUAGGAGAAACAUUUAAAUUUAAAGAAGCUGUUGUUUUAGGGAGCACCGACUUCCUAGAAGAUGAUAUAGAAAAAAUUGUAGAAGAAUUGGGAAAAGAAUACAAAGGCAAUGCUUACCAUUUGAUGCAUAAAAACUGCAACCACUUUUCUUCGGCUUUAUCAGAGAUUCUUUGUGGGAAAGAGAUUCCUCGCUGGAUCAAUCGGCUUGCCUACUUCAGCUCCUGUAUACCCUUUCUCCAGAGUUGCCUCCCAAAGGAGUGGCUCACUCCCGCAGCCCUGCAGUCUAGCGUCAGCCAAGAGCUCCAGGACGAACUGGAGGAAGCGGAGGAUGCUGCAGCCUCCGCUUCCAUGGCCAGCACUGCCGCAGGCUCCAGACCCGGGCGCCACACUAAACUGUAAAUGUCUCCAAAGUCACGCAUUCAGAACUGUCUCUGGCAGUUGAAUAUCACUAGAGAAGAGUAAAAGAGUAAAUGUCCUCUGGAUAUUUUGUAUGCAAAGAUGGCUCUCCCCCAAAUCCCAGUUUUUCAGCUCAGGAUUAUAUUUGUAAUCAAAAAAAAAAAAUCACUUGGCGCAGGAGGGAGAACUUUGUAUGAAGCUGCCCUCUGUCUUUUUUACCCACUUGUAAAUUUGGAUUUACUUCUGUUUUAUAUAAGCUCUGUUAAGUUAUGUUUACAGUAUUUUGUAUCGCUGUUUACAAAUCUUGCAUGGACUCCUGCCACCAUGAAAGAAGAAAAUCUUCAUGUCUUCAGAAAUUAGGCAGGUAAUCUUUGUACACUUCUGACAAUUGCCCGAGCUUCGGCAUAAAUAAUAGGCACACAAGAAGGUACUUACACAGUUACAGUCACCAUCACCUGCUUAAGAAUUGUCUUUUAGGUUUGUGUUUGUUUUUGUUACCAUUUUGGUACCAGGGUGCACAGAGGUGAAGGAGCACACACAGCCCUGAGGGCUUGGGACCUCGAUCUGCGUGAGAGGCGCCCGACCCUGGGCACCCAGCACUCCCUCCACUCCCAAGUGGUAUAUCUCCUGAGGUUCCCACCGAACGGUGGCUUUCAUCCCAAAUAUCUGGCCACCUCCACGGGGUGGUAUACUCUCGUGUCAGUCUGGCUUUGAUGCCUCUGAUUCUGUAAGUAAGAUGUUUUUCGUUAAAGGUAUUCUUACUAGUAACAAGUGUUUUUGCACAUGUGUUGGGGGCUUCAUUUUUAUUUUAAUAUAUAUUGAUAUCCUCCCUGCAGAGGAUUUUGUUUGUGGGGCAGGAAUAUCCUAAGUGGUAGCCUUCUGAGUAGCAGUGUGAGUUGACAUUCAACUGCUUUUAAGUCUUCAGGCUACCUUUUAUACCACACCUUGAAAACUAGAGUCUAAAGUAACACUCUCCAAAAAGUUAAUACUUUGAUAUUUUAAACAUUUUAUGUACCAUACCAGAAAGAGUAUGUUGCAGUUUGUUAGUUUGUUAUGGGAGUAGUUUCACCUCAUUAUAGAAAGCUUAGUCUCAUUGACCUCUUGUGGAAAACUCAUAUUUAUGUGUCUUAUUCAUGUUUUUCUUUCUCUCAAAUGUAUGUCUCUUACAUAACCUACUCGAAGAAUGAAAUUGUCACCACAGAUAAGUCCUCAUUAGCAAGGAAUCUGUCUGCUCAAGUCUACUCCCAGUUUGACCCUUGGAUGUAAGAGCCAAGUCAUUACAUGUCAAAUUCAAUUUUUCUGCCUUAAGAAUGAAUGUUCUACAUAAAAUAUUGGAUGCAGUGUAUAAAUUAUCCAAGGCAGUGACUUCAGCUUUAUAUAUAUAUAUAUAUAUAUAUCAUUAGUUUUAAAAUCAUCUACUUUUAUUUAAACUUCUAGAUUGGAUUGUUUGCUAUUGCUCUUUGUAAGGAUACAUAUCUUUCAGUACACUACAUUUUUAACUUUUCCAUAAGCUGAUUUUGAAUCAUUUUAUCAAAUUAAGCACACCCUGUUCACAGGGAAAAUAAACCUUGGGUUUGACCUGAGGAAAAUGAAGCCACUUAACCUAAUUUAUGCUUUUGACUGUUCUGUUGCUGGAGAGGAAAGCUUUUACAAAUUAUUCUCAGUUCUUUUAGCGGGGGGGGGGGGGGGCAGAGCACUUGUUUUAAGAGAUGUGACAGAAAGGAAUCUAUGAUCUUUAUGAAAAGUUGACCUGAUUCAGGUCUAAAAAUGAGAUUUAGAAUAAAAUGCGAAGACUCUUGACAGUGAAUCAGUUCACUCAAAGAAGAGUCCUAUCACUAAAACCCAGGUUAGUGAAAAAUGUUUGAUGCCAUUCGCUUGGGAUUUUUUGUUUUUAAUAAUGUGGUGGAUUCCAGUUUUUUCUAAUCCAUUCAAAUAGACAUGAGUUUAAAUCUGUGCUACGGACACACGUGAAGGAGUGGCCAUUAUUUAGGCACUUCUUGGCGAGUAGCCAGGAGCCUUCCACCUUUGCUUAUCCAGAAUCCAGCGCCUCAGCACACAAAUGAUUAUAUUGUUAUUUUGUUGUACUGACUUUCAUCUGCAGCAUUUGGAGUUUAAAAAUAGUGUUAAGGUCCUAGUAAAAAUAAAUAAUGGCCCUGAGGCCAAUUAUCGUAGAACCACCAGAUAAAAUUCUGGACGUGAGAUUGCUUGCAGUCUAAUGGUACUUGAGGUUGAGAAAUAAAUGUCUUUACUUUAGAAAAUCUCGUUUAAGUCAGUUUGUCCACUACAGUUCAAAAUUGAGGGUGAAUUCAGUUAACUAGCAUUUCACCAGCUUUCCCUUGGAGGAAAAGAAUCUUGUUCUCAACCCGAUCUCUGUUAAGAAAAAUCCUAUAUAAAAAAUCCAGUCAUUAAGAUACAUGUGAUAUGAUGGCAUCAGAUAUUCUCUUCGUAGUUGUAACCAAGUGAAACACAUUUCUCAUUGUGGGUUGGACAGUAAUACAGUGUUAAGAGGGUCAGAAGCUGCUGGUUUCUACUGUUUGUUUUCAGUGCCCUUGGGUUUUGUUUUUCCUUUGUUUCAACCCUAAGAAAGGGGCAUCAGCUUUGGAAAGUGUGGCCUGUGGAAUGGUAGAAGGCAGUGAUACAGCAGUAAAGAGAGCCUCCACUUGAUGCCUGAAAUCCAGCCCACUAUUGUUCUGACCCACAGCAAUAGUGCAAGUUACCUUCACCAGCAUUUGUACAUAGCAGGGAAUUCUGGUUUUCACCAAUUGAUAGCAUUGUGUGUGUGAGGAGAUUCAACCCUACAGACGGCUGCGGGACUCUAUAUCCAUGGCUUCUUUCCAUCACAAAACGGGUAGAAACUCAUUCACUGCUUCAGGGUUCUAAUCUGUGUGUCUUCUAAUGGGUCCAUUUCUAUAAGAUACUCUGUAAUUUUGAUACAUGCUGUGUUUUCUUUCAGUGACUAAGUUUAAAAGGCUUGGAUUUUGUCCAGCAAGCUGGCCAAACUGCCAUUGUACCCCUUUCCUUCAGUAUGGUUUAGAGUGCAGCUCAGUCAUUAGACUUUCAUUGUCUACUCAGUCAAUACACAUCUUCACUGUUUGAAAGGUGUUAACAGCUGUUCAAGAAUCUUCAUGAACCUGAGGAUAAUUUCUUGUGAAGUUGAAUGCAAAUGUACUGUCAUUCAUAGUGUUUAUAUAAAAAAAAAAUACCAGGAAUCUUCACUUUUGCUACCUUGAUAUAGCAUUGGGCUAUCAUGUUAACAUUGAAAUACAUCAAUUUAUUAAAAAAUACUUUUAUAAGAAA
This is a messenger RNA of Lagenorhynchus albirostris (white-beaked dolphin), 4247 nucleotides long. It is a transcript of the gene DESI2, whose product is annotated as desumoylating isopeptidase 2. Gene Ontology annotation, molecular function: deubiquitinase activity. The coding region runs from base 369 to 953 and encodes 194 amino acids. The record is from RefSeq and is a predicted model, not a curated record. The transcript is spliced from 5 exons. NCBI's taxonomy places the organism in Eukaryota, Metazoa, Chordata, Mammalia, Artiodactyla, Delphinidae. Gene Ontology annotation, biological process: protein deubiquitination.